This is a messenger RNA of Salvelinus fontinalis (brook trout), 24217 nucleotides long. It is a transcript of the gene ahnak, whose product is annotated as AHNAK nucleoprotein. The record is from RefSeq and is a predicted model, not a curated record. The transcript is spliced from 6 exons. Gene Ontology annotation, biological process: regulation of RNA splicing. Gene Ontology annotation, molecular function: protein binding. Gene Ontology annotation, cellular component: costamere; cytoplasm; nucleus. Bases 408 to 23015 code for a protein of 7535 amino acids. Lineage: Eukaryota; Metazoa; Chordata; Actinopteri; Salmoniformes; Salmonidae.
ACCAUUCUGCAUCGCCCGGAGUAACAGCCACGCAGACUAGAAAAAAAAAGGCAACACGCACUCUCUAAGGGGAGAGAGUGAGAAGGGAGGGGAGAGAGAAAAACGCCCUGGACACGGAGGGAGACUCUGGUUGAUAGAGAAAGACAAGUAUUCUAGAAGUGAGAAAGAACUUUUGAUUGGGAAGAAGAAGACGUGCUUUUAUCGACUGCUGGGACAGCAGGAGGGGAAGAGAACACUACCAAAGAUGCUCAAGUUGCUGUGUUGAAGUUGUUGCAGCUCAGACUGCUCAGACAAACAAGAAGCGAAGAGACAGAGCCCUUGGCCUUGCUUGAGCAAUCCAAAGUACUAAAACCAGGGCAGAAAGAAACCACACCAGAGCAUAGGCAAAGGACAAGGAAAAACAAAGGAUGGCUGAAGAGGAGGAAACCAGGGAGGUGCUCUUCUCUGACUGGUCGGGUCCAGAGAAACAGGGAAUGACCCUUGAGCAGUCAGGCGAAGGAGAAAUCUAUGUCAAAGAGGUGAAAAUGGAGUCGCCUGCUGGACGCACUGGAAGAGUACACGAGGGUGAUCAAAUUGUGGGUGCCACCAUCUACUUUGACAACAUGAGUUCUGAGGAGACAGCGGAGCUCCUUAAGACCUUAAACAAACACAAGGUUGGUCUGAAACUACAGAACAAGGACAAGUCACCCUGCCGCUCCCCCAUGGGCACUAUGUCACCCUGCCGCUCCCCCAUGGGAACUCUGACGUAUGAAGGGAAGGGGAGGUUUGGAGGCUCCAGCCAAGACAGUAUCCUGAGUGGGGAUGAUGAAGAUUACAAGAGAAUAUAUUCCAAGAAGAUUAAGCCCCGGCUGAAGUCUGAGGAUCUGGCGGAGGGCGUGGACGUCCAUACGGAGCGCCACAGCAGCACCAACACUGACGGCAGCACGAUCACCACCAUCACCCGUCGCAUCACUACCUACACUGUGGACAUGCCAGGGGGCGUGGACGAGCAGCUUGAGCUCACCGGGCCAGAGUUCAAAGGGCAACGGUACGAGCAGUCAGGAGGGGGCAGCUCGUCUCAAAUACGAGUUUUACACGGAAGCGGAAGCUCUUCAGGUAUAGGAGGUGGAUUGGAGGGGGGUGAUUUUGAACUAGGAGGUGAUGGUGUUUCCUUCACUGGGCCGCAUGUAACUAGCUCUUCUGAGAAGCACUGGAGCACUGGAGGGGUGAAAACCACCACUAUUACGAGGGAGAUAGAGGGCGGAGAUGGUGGAGCAGCAGGGAUCAGAUUCAAAGGACCUAACUUUGGAAUGUCGGGGGCGAAGGGUCAGCGGGAGUUCGGCCUCUAUAGAGGGGGUCAGCAGGGAGACGGGAGCUUUCAGGUUUCAGGUGACUCAGCUGACUACCAGGCAGGAUCAGUCAAUGUCACGAUCCCUGGAAGAACAACAAAUAUUUCCUCCAGCUCCAUAUCAAUGGGUAAAGGGGAGGUGAGAGGAGUAGACGUUAAUUUGCCUGGUAGAGGCAGUGCAGACUGGCAGGGUAGGGUCGGAGGUUCAGUACCUGGAAUAACCAUUAGUGAUCAACAGAUGAGAGAGUCUGGGAUCGUAGGUCACUCCGGAGGCAACCAGGGUGGGGUUUCCUUACCCAGCAUGCCAGGCAUUGAUACAGGGUUGAAUGGAGGCAAGAUAUCAACAGACAUAAGAGCGCCAACACUUGACAUCAGUACCCCAGGCAUGAAGGAGUCUGGCUCAGUGAAAACGUCUGUAAAAGGACCGUCAGUAAAAGGAACGACCAUUGAAAAUGAAAGCAAACUUAAAGGUGGCAUCAAAAUGCAAUCAUUUGGACUGAACACUGCAGGUGCAGAAAGCGAUGGAGAUGUUAAACUACCGAAGGUGAAGGGUAGUGUAGAUGUUUCGGUUCCCGGAGUAGAUGUAGAUGUAUCAGGCCCAUCUAUGAAUGUUAAAGAAGGAAAGAAGAUAGGUGGCAUUGAUAUCAAAGCACCAAAAGUAGACAUUAACGUUUCAGGUGUUGAUGUUCAUGAUCCAGAAGGCGGUUUCAAGAUACCCAAAGUAAAGAUGCCAUCAUUUGGAAUCAAAGGAGCGGGACGUGAGGGACCAGAUGUUGAUGUCAACCUACCAAAAACUGACAUUGACAUCAAGUCUCCCAAAGUGGACAUUAAAGGUCCAGAACUUGACAUUGAAGGUCCUGAUGGUAAAAUCAAAGGGUCAAAAUUCAAGAUGCCGACAAUAUCAGGACCAAACAUCUCAAUGCCCGACGUGGACUUCAAUCUGAAAGGUCCAAAGAUGAAAGGAGAUUUUGAUGUGUCAGGAGACCUCAAAGCACCCAAAGUAGACAUUGAAAGUCCAGAUGUUGACAUUGAAGGUUCAGGAGGAUUUAAGAUGCCAAAGAUGAAGAUGCCAUCAUUUGGAAUCAAAGGACCCAAACUGGAGGGGCCAGAUGUUGAUCUCAACCUUCCUAAAGCUGACACUGACAUCAAGGCUCCCAAUGUUGACAUUAAAGGUCCAUCAAUAUCAGGACCUAAGAUCUCCAUACCCGAUAUGGACUUCAAUCUGAAAGGCCCAAAGGUGAAGGGAGAUUUUGAUAUGUCAGGAGACCUUAAAGCACUCAAAGUAGACAUUGAAGGUCCAGAUCUUAACAUUAAAGGUCCAGAUGGAAAAAUCAAAGGGCCAAAAUUCAAGAUGCCAUCAAUUUCAGGACCGAAGAUCUCCAUGCCCGAUAUGGACUUCAAUCUGAAAGGUCCAAAGAUGAAGGGAGAUUUCGAUGUAUCAGGGCCCAAGAUAGAAGGAGACCUCAAAGCACCCAAAGUAGACAUAGAGGGGCCAGAUGUUGACAUUGAAGGUUCAGGAGGAUUUAAGAUGCCAAAGAUGAAGAUGCCAUCAUUUGGAUUCAAAGGUCCUAAAUUGGAGGGUCCAGAUGUUGAUGUUAACCUACCAAGAGCUGAUAUAGACUUUAAAGCCCCCAAAGUGGACAUUAAAGGUCCAGAACUUGACAUUGAAGGCCCUGAUGGUAAAAUCAAAGGGCCGAAAUUCAAGAUGCCGUCAAUGUCAGGACCAAAGAUCUCCAUGCCCGAUGUGGACCUCAACCUAAAAGGUCCAAAGAUGAAGGGAGAUUUCGAUGUGUCAGGGCCCAAGAUAGAAGGAGACCUCAAAGCACCCAAAGUAGACAUAGAGGGGCCAGAUGUUGACAUUGAAGGUUCAGGAGGAUUUAAGAUGCCAAAGAUGAAGAUGCCAUCAUUUGGAUUCAAAGGUCCUAAAUUGGAGGGUCCAGAUGUUGAUGUUAACCUACCAAGAGCUGAUAUAGACAUCAAAGCUCCCAAAGUGGACAUUAAAGGUCCAGAACUUGACAUUGAAGGCCCUGAUGGUAAAAUCAAAGGGCCGAAAUUCAAGAUGCCAUCAAUUUCAGGACCAAAGAUCUCCAUGCCCGAUGUGGACUUCAACCUGAAAGGCCCAAAGGUGAAGGGAGAUUUUGAUAUGUCAGGAGACCUUAAAGCACCCAAAGUAGACAUUGAAGGUCCAGAUCUUGACAUUGAAGGCCCUGAUGGUAAAAUCAAAGGGCCGAAAUUCAAGAUGCCGUCAAUGUCAGGACCAAAGAUCUCCAUGCCCGAUGUGGACUUCAACCUAAAAGGUCCAAAGAUGAAGGGAGAUUUCGAUGUGUCAGGGACCAAGAUAGAAGGAGACCUCAAAGCACCCAAAGUAGACAUAGAGGGGCCAGAUGUUGACAUUGAAGGUUCAGGAGGAUUUAAGAUGCCAAAGAUGAAGAUGCCAUCAUUUGGAUUCAAAGGUCCUAAAUUGGAGGGUCCAGAUGUUGAUGUUAACCUACCAAGAGCUGAUAUAGACUUUAAAGCCCCCAAAGUGGACAUUAAAGGUCCAGAACUUGACAUUGAAGGCCCUGAUGGUAAAAUCAAAGGGCCGAAAUUCAAGAUGCCGUCAAUGUCAGGACCAAAGAUCUCCAUGCCCGAUGUGGACCUCAACCUAAAAGGUCCAAAGAUGAAGGGAGAUUUCGAUGUGUCAGGGCCCAAGAUAGAAGGAGACCUCAAAGCACCCAAAGUAGAGAUAGAAGGGCCAGAUCUUGACCUUGAAGGUUCAGGAGGAUUUAAGAUGCCAAAGAUGAAGAUGCCAUCAUUUGGAUUCAAAGGUCCUAAAUUGGAGGGUCCAGAUGUUGAUGUUAACCUACCAAGAGCUGAUAUAGACAUCAAAGCUCCCAAAGUCGACAUUAAAGGUCCAGAACUUGACAUUGAAGGCCCUGAUGGUAAAAUCAAAGGGCCGAAAUUCAAGAUGCCGUCAAUGUCAGGACCAAAGAUCUCCAUGCCCGAUGUGGACUUCAACCUAAAAGGUCCAAAGAUGAAGGGAGAUUUCGAUGUGUCAGGGACCAAGAUAGAAGGAGACCUCAAAGCACCCAAAGUAGACAUAGAGGGGCCAGAUGUUGACAUUGAAGGUUCAGGAGGAUUUAAGAUGCCAAAGAUGAAGAUGCCAUCAUUUGGAUUCAAAGGUCCUAAAUUGGAGGGACCAGAUGUUGAUGUUAACCUACCAAGAGCUGAUAUAGACAUCAAAGCUCCCAAAGUGGACAUUAAAGGUCCAGAAUUUGACAUUGAAGGCCCUGAUGGUAAAAUCAAAGGGCCGAAAUUCAAGAUGCCGUCAAUGUCAGGACCAAAGAUCUCCAUGCCCGAUGUGGACCUCAACCUAAAAGGUCCAAAGAUGAAGGGAGAUUUCGAUGUGUCAGGGCCCAAGAUAGAAGGAGACCUCAAAGCACCCAAAGUAGACAUAGAAGGGCCAGAUGUUGACAUUGAAGGUUCAGGAGGAUUUAAGAUGCCAAAGAUGAAGAUGCCAUCAUUUGGAUUCAAAGGUCCUAAAUUGGAGGGUCCAGAUGUUGAUGUUAACCUACCAAGAGCUGAUAUAGACAUCAAAGCUCCCAAAGUGGACAUUAAAGGUCCAGAACUUGACAUUGAAGGCCCUGAUGGUAAAAUCAAAGGGCCGAAAUUCAAGAUGCCAUCAAUUUCAGGACCAAAGAUCUCCAUGCCCGAUGUGGACUUCAACCUGAAAGGCCCAAAGGUGAAGGGAGAUUUUGAUAUGUCAGGAGACCUUAAAGCACCCAAAGUAGACAUUGAAGGUCCAGAUCUUGACAUUGAAGGCCCUGAUGGUAAAAUCAAAGGGCCGAAAUUCAAGAUGCCGUCAAUGUCAGGACCAAAGAUCUCCAUGCCCGAUGUGGACUUCAACCUAAAAGGUCCAAAGAUGAAGGGAGAUUUCGAUGUGUCAGGGACCAAGAUAGAAGGAGACCUCAAAGCACCCAAAGUAGACAUAGAGGGGCCAGAUGUUGACAUUGAAGGUUCAGGAGGAUUUAAGAUGCCAAAGAUGAAGAUGCCAUCAUUUGGAUUCAAAGGUCCUAAAUUGGAGGGACCAGAUGUUGAUGUUAACCUACCAAGAGCUGAUAUAGACAUCAAAGCUCCCAAAGUGGACAUUAAAGGUCCAGAACUUGACAUUGAAGGCCCUGAUGGUAAAAUCAAAGGGCCGAAAUUCAAGAUGCCAUCAAUUUCAGGACCAAAGAUCUCCAUGCCCGAUGUGGACUUCAACCUGAAAGGCCCAAAGGUGAAGGGAGAUUUUGAUAUGUCAGGAGACCUUAAAGCACCCAAAGUAGACAUUGAAGGUCCAGAUCUUGACAUUGAAGGCCCUGAUGGUAAAAUCAAAGGGCCGAAAUUCAAGAUGCCGUCAAUGUCAGGACCAAAGAUCUCCAUGCCCGAUGUGGACUUCAACCUAAAAGGUCCAAAGAUGAAGGGAGAUUUCGAUGUGUCAGGGACCAAGAUAGAAGGAGACCUCAAAGCACCCAAAGUAGACAUAGAGGGGCCAGAUGUUGACAUUGAAGGUUCAGGAGGAUUUAAGAUGCCAAAGAUGAAGAUGCCAUCAUUUGGAUUCAAAGGUCCUAAAUUGGAGGGACCAGAUGUUGAUGUUAACCUACCAAGAGCUGAUAUAGACAUCAAAGCUCCCAAAGUGGACAUUAAAGGUCCAGAACUUGACAUUGAAGGCCCUGAUGGUAAAAUCAAAGGGCCGAAAUUCAAGAUGCCAUCAAUUUCAGGACCAAAGAUCUCCAUGCCCGAUGUGGACUUCAACCUGAAAGGCCCAAAGGUGAAGGGAGAUUUUGAUAUGUCAGGAGACCUUAAAGCACCCAAAGUAGACAUUGAAGGUCCAGAUCUUGACAUUGAAGGCCCUGAUGGUAAAAUCAAAGGGCCGAAAUUCAAGAUGCCGUCAAUGUCAGGACCAAAGAUCUCCAUGCCCGAUGUGGACUUCAACCUAAAAGGUCCAAAGAUGAAGGGAGAUUUCGAUGUGUCAGGGACCAAGAUAGAAGGAGACCUCAAAGCACCCAAAGUAGACAUAGAGGGGCCAGAUGUUGACAUUGAAGGUUCAGGAGGAUUUAAGAUGCCAAAGAUGAAGAUGCCAUCAUUUGGAUUCAAAGGUCCUAAAUUGGAGGGACCAGAUGUUGAUGUUAACCUACCAAGAGCUGAUAUAGACAUCAAAGCUCCCAAAGUGGACAUUAAAGGUCCAGAACUUGACAUUGAAGGCCCUGAUGGUAAAAUCAAAGGGCCGAAAUUCAAGAUGCCAUCAAUUUCAGGACCAAAGAUCUCCAUGCCCGAUGUGGACUUCAACCUGAAAGGCCCAAAGGUGAAGGGAGAUUUUGAUAUGUCAGGAGACCUUAAAGCACCCAAAGUAGACAUUGAAGGUCCAGAUCUUGACAUUGAAGGUCCAGAUGGAAAAAUCAAAGGGCCGAAAUUCAAGAUGCCAUCAAUUUCAGGACCAAAGAUCUCCAUGCCCGAUGUGGACUUCAAUCUGAAAGGUCCAAAGAUGAAGGGAGAUUUCGAUUUGUCAGGGCCCAAGAUAGAAGGAGACCUCAAAGCACCCAAAGUAGAGAUAGAAGGGCCAGAUGUUGACAUUGAAGGUUCAGGAGGAUUUAAGAUGCCAAAGAUGAAGAUGCCAUCAUUUGGAUUCAAAGGUCCUAAAUUGGAGGGUCCAGAUGUUGAUGUUAACCUACCAAGAGCUGAUAUAGACAUCAAAGCUCCCAAAGUGGACAUUAAAGGUCCAGAACUUGAUAUUGAAGGCCCUGAUGGUAAAAUCAAAGGGCCGAAAUUCAAGAUGCCGUCAAUGUCAGGACCAAAGAUCUCCAUGCCCGAUGUGGACUUCAACCUAAAAGGUCCAAAGAUGAAGGGAGAUUUCGAUGUGUCAGGGCCCAAGAUAGAAGGAGACCUCAAAGCACCCAAAGUAGACAUAGAGGGGCCAGAUGUUGACAUUGAAGGUUCAGGAGGAUUUAAGAUGCCAAAGAUGAAGAUGCCAUCAUUUGGAUUCAAAGGUCCUAAAUUGGAGGGUCCAGAUGUUGAUGUUAACCUACCAAGAGCUGAUAUAGACAUCAAAGCUCCCAAAGUGGACAUUAAAGGUCCAGAACUUGACAUUGAAGGCCCUGAUGGUAAAAUCAAAGGGCCGAAAUUCAAGAUGCCAUCAAUUUCAGGACCAAAGAUCUCCAUGCCCGAUGUGGACUUCAACCUGAAAGGCCCAAAGGUGAAGGGAGAUUUUGAUAUGUCAGGAGACCUUAAAGCACCCAAAGUAGACAUUGAAGGUCCAGAUCUUGACAUUGAAGGUCCAGAUGGAAAAAUCAAAGGGCCGAAAUUCAAGAUGCCAUCAAUUUCAGGACCAAAGAUCUCCAUGCCCGAUGUGGACUUCAAUCUGAAAGGUCCAAAGAUGAAGGGAGAUUUCGAUGUGUCAGGGCCCAAGAUAGAAGGAGACCUCAAAGCACCCAAAGUAGACAUAGAGGGGCCAGAUGUUGACAUUGAAGGUUCAGGAGGAUUUAAGAUGCCAAAGAUGAAGAUGCCAUCAUUUGGAUUCAAAGGUCCUAAAUUGGAGGGUCCAGAUGUUGAUGUUAACCUACCAAGAGCUGAUAUAGACAUCAAAGCUCCCAAAGUGGACAUUAAAGGUCCAGAACUUGACAUUGAAGGCCCUGAUGGUAAAAUCAAAGGGCCGAAAUUCAAGAUGCCAUCAAUUUCAGGACCAAAGAUCUCCAUGCCCGAUGUGGACUUCAACCUGAAAGGCCCAAAGGUGAAGGGAGAUUUUGAUAUGUCAGGAGACCUUAAAGCACCCAAAGUAGACAUUGAAGGUCCAGAUCUUGACAUUGAAGGUCCAGCUGGAAAAAUCAAAGGGCCGAAAUUCAAGAUGCCAUCAAUUUCAGGACCAAAGAUCUCCAUGCCCGAUGUGGACUUCAAUCUGAAAGGUCCAAAGAUGAAGGGAGAUUUCGAUUUGUCAGGGCCCAAGAUAGAAGGAGACCUCAAAGCACCCAAAGUAGAGAUAGAAGGGCCAGAUCUUGACAUUGAAGGUUCAGGAGGAUUUAAGAUGCCAAAGAUGAAGAUGCCAUCAUUUGGAUUCAAGGGACCUAAAUUGGAGGGUCCAGAUGUUGAUGUUAACCUACCAAGAGCUGAUAUAGACAUCAAAGCUCCCAAAGUGGACAUUAAAGGUCCAGAACUUGAUAUUGAAGGCCCUGAUGGUAAAAUCAAAGGGCCGAAAUUCAAGAUGCCGUCAAUGUCAGGACCAAAGAUCUCCAUGCCCGAUGUGGACUUCAACCUAAAAGGUCCAAAGAAGAAGGGAGAUUUCGAUGUGUCAGGGCCCAAGAUAGAAGGAGACCUCAAAGCACCCAAAGUAGACAUAGAGGGGCCAGAUGUUGACAUUGAAGGUUCAGGAGGAUUUAAGAUGCCAAAGAUGAAGAUGCCAUCAUUUGGAUUCAAAGGUCCUAAAUUGGAGGGUCCAGAUGUUGAUGUUAACCUACCAAGAGCUGAUAUAGACAUCAAAGCUCCCAAAGUGGACAUUAAAGGUCCAGAACUUGACAUUGAAGGCCCUGAUGGUAAAAUCAAAGGGCCGAAAUUCAAGAUGCCAUCAAUUUCAGGACCAAAGAUCUCCAUGCCCGAUGUGGACUUCAACCUGAAAGGCCCAAAGGUGAAGGGAGAUUUUGAUAUGUCAGGAGACCUUAAAGCACCCAAAGUAGACAUUGAAGGUCCAGAUCUUGACAUUGAAGGUCCAGAUGGAAAAAUCAAAGGGCCGAAAUUCAAGAUGCCAUCAAUUUCAGGACCAAAGAUCUCCAUGCCCGAUGUGGACUUCAACCUAAAAGGUCCAAAGAUGAAGGGAGAUUUCGAUGUGUCAGGGCCCAAGAUAGAAGGAGACCUCAAAGCACCCAAAGUAGACAUAGAGGGGCCAGAUGUUGACAUUGAAGGUUCAGGAGGAUUUAAGAUGCCAAAGAUGAAGAUGCCAUCAUUUGGAUACAAAGGUCCUAAAUUGGAGGGUCCAGAUGUUGAUGCUAAUCUACCAAGAGCUGAUAUAGACAUCAAAGCUCCCAAAGUGGACAUUAAAGGUCCAGAACUUGACAUUGAAGGCCCUGAUGGUAAAAUCAAAGGGCCGAAAUUCAAGAUGCCAUCAAUUUCAGGACCAAAGAUCUCCAUGCCCGAUGUGGACUUCAACCUGAAAGGCCCAAAGGUGAAGGGAGAUUUUGAUAUGUCAGGAGACCUUAAAGCACCCAAAGUAGACAUUGAAGGUCCAGAUCUUGACAUUGAAGGUCCAGAUGGAAAAAUCAAAGGGCCGAAAUUCAAGAUGCCAUCAAUUUCAGGACCAAAGAUCUCCAUGCCCGAUGUGGACUUCAAUCUGAAAGGUCCAAAGAUGAAGGGAGAUUUCGAUGUGUCAGGGCCCAAGAUAGAAGGAGACCUCAAAGCACCCAAAGUAGAGAUAGAAGGGCCAGAUCUUGACAUUGAAGGUUCAGGAGGAUUUAAGAUGCCAAAGAUGAAGAUGCCAUCAUUUGGAUUCAAGGGACCUAAAUUGGAGGGUCCAGAUGUUGAUGUUAACCUACCAAGAGCUGAUAUAGACAUCAAAGCUCCCAAAGUGGACAUUAAAGGUCCAGAACUUGACAUUGAAGGCCCUGACGGUAAAAUCAAAGGACCGAAAUUCAAGAUGCCAUCAAUUUCAGGACCAAAGAUCUCCAUGCCCGAUGUGGACUUCAACCUGAAAGGCCCAAAGGUGAAGGGAGAUUUUGAUAUGUCAGGAGACCUUAAAGCUCCCAAAGUGGACAUUAAAGGUCCAGAACUUGAUAUUGAAGGCCCUGAUGGUAAAAUCAAAGGGCCGAAAUUCAAGAUGCCAUCAAUUUCAGGACCAAAGAUCUCCAUGCCCGAUGUGGACUUCAAUCUGAAAGGUCCAAAGAUGAAGGGAGAUUUCGAUUUGUCAGGGCCCAAGAUAGAAGGAGACCUCAAAGCACCCAAAGUAGAGAUAGAAGGGCCAGAUCUUGACAUUGAAGGUUCAGGAGGAUUUAAGAUGCCAAAGAUGAAGAUGCCAUCAUUUGGAUUCAAGGGUCCUAAAUUGGAGGGUCCAGAUGUUGAUGUUAACCUACCAAGAGCUGAUAUAGACAUCAAAGCUCCCAAAGUGGACAUUAAAGGUCCAGAACUUGACAUUGAAGGCCCUGACGGUAAAAUCAAAGGGCCGAAAUUCAAGAUGCCAUCAAUUUCAGGACCAAAGAUCUCCAUGCCCGAUGUGGACUUCAACCUGAAAGGCCCAAAGGUGAAGGGAGAUUUUGAUAUGUCAGGAGACCUUAAAGCACCCAAAGUAGACAUUGAAGGUCCAGAUCUUGACAUUGAAGGUCCAGAUGGAAAAAUCAAAGGGCCGAAAUUCAAGAUGCCAUCAAUUUCAGGACCAAAGAUCUCCAUGCCCGAUGUGGACUUCAACCUAAAAGGUCCAAAGAUGAAGGGAGAUUUCGAUGUGUCAGGGCCCAAGAUAGAAGGAGACCUCAAAGCACCCAAAGUAGACAUAGAGGGGCCAGAUGUUGACAUUGAAGGUUCAGGAGGAUUUAAGAUGCCAAAGAUGAAGAUGCCAUCAUUUGGAUUCAAAGGUCCUAAAUUGGAGGGUCCAGAUGUUGAUGUUAACCUACCAAGAGCUGAUAUAGACAUCAAAGCUCCCAAAGUGGACAUUAAAGGUCCAGAACUUGACAUUGAAGGCCCUGAUGGUAAAAUCAAAGGGCCGAAAUUCAAGAUGCCAUCAAUUUCAGGACCAAAGAUCUCCAUGCCCGAUGUGGACUUCAACCUGAAAGGCCCAAAGGUGAAGGGAGAUUUUGAUAUGUCAGGAGACCUUAAAGCACCCAAAGUAGACAUUGAAGGUCCAGAUCUUGACAUUGAAGGUCCAGAUGGAAAAAUCAAAGGGCCGAAAUUCAAGAUGCCAUCAAUUUCAGGACCAAAGAUCUCCAUGCCCGAUGUGGACUUCAAUCUGAAAGGUCCAAAGAUGAAGGGAGAUUUCGAUUUGUCAGGGCCCAAGAUAGAAGGAGACCUCAAAGCACCCAAAGUAGAGAUAGAAGGGCCAGAUCUUGACAUUGAAGGUUCAGGAGGAUUUAAGAUGCCAAAGAUGAAGAUGCCAUCAUUUGGAUUCAAGGGACCUAAAUUGGAGGGUCCAGAUGUUGAUGUUAACCUACCAAGAGCUGAUAUAGACAUCAAAGCUCCCAAAGUGGACAUUAAAGGUCCAGAACUUGAUAUUGAAGGCCCUGAUGGUAAAAUCAAAGGGCCGAAAUUCAAGAUGCCGUCAAUGUCAGGACCAAAGAUCUCCAUGCCCGAUGUGGACUUCAACCUAAAAGGUCCAAAGAUGAAGGGAGAUUUCGAUGUGUCAGGGCCCAAGAUAGAAGGAGACCUCAAAGCACCCAAAGUAGACAUAGAGGGGCCAGAUGUUGACAUUGAAGGUUCAGGAGGAUUUAAGAUGCCAAAGAUGAAGAUGCCAUCAUUUGGAUUCAAAGGUCCUAAAUUGGAGGGUCCAGAUGUUGAUGUUAACCUACCAAGAGCUGAUAUAGACAUCAAAGCUCCCAAAGUGGACAUUAAAGGUCCAGAACUUGACAUUGAAGGCCCUGACGGUAAAAUCAAAGGGCCGAAAUUCAAGAUGCCAUCAAUGUCAGGACCAAAGAUCUCCAUGCCCGAUGUGGACUUCAACCUGAAAGGCCCAAAGGUGAAGGGAGAUUUUGAUAUGUCAGGAGACCUUAAAGCACCCAAAGUAGACAUUGAAGGUCCAGAUCUUGACAUUGAAGGUCCAGAUGGAAAAAUCAAAGGGCCGAAAUUCAAGAUGCCAUCAAUUUCAGGACCAAAGAUCUCCAUGCCCGAUGUGGACUUCAACCUAAAAGGUCCAAAGAUGAAGGGAGAUUUCGAUGUGUCAGGGCCCAAGAUAGAAGGAGACCUCAAAGCACCCAAAGUAGACAUAGAGGGGCCAGAUGUUGACAUUGAAGGUUCAGGAGGAUUUAAGAUGCCAAAGAUGAAGAUGCCAUCAUUUGGAUACAAAGGUCCUAAAUUGGAGGGUCCAGAUGUUGAUGCUAAUCUACCAAGAGCUGAUAUAGACAUCAAAGCUCCCAAAGUGGACAUUAAAGGUCCAGAACUUGACAUUGAAGGCCCUGAUGGUAAAAUCAAAGGGCCGAAAUUCAAGAUGCCAUCAAUUUCAGGACCAAAGAUCUCCAUGCCCGAUGUGGACUUCAACCUGAAAGGCCCAAAGGUGAAGGGAGAUUUUGAUAUGUCAGGAGACCUUAAAGCACCCAAAGUAGACAUUGAAGGUCCAGAUCUUGACAUUGAAGGUCCAGAUGGAAAAAUCAAAGGGCCGAAAUUCAAGAUGCCAUCAAUUUCAGGACCAAAGAUCUCCAUGCCCGAUGUGGACUUCAAUCUGAAAGGUCCAAAGAUGAAGGGAGAUUUCGAUGUGUCAGGGCCCAAGAUAGAAGGAGACCUCAAAGAACCCAAAGUAGAGAUAGAAGGGCCAGAUCUUGACAUUGAAGGUUCAGGAGGAUUUAAGAUGCCAAAGAUGAAGAUGCCAUCAUUUGGAUUCAAGGGACCUAAAUUGGAGGGUCCAGAUGUUGAUGUUAACCUACCAAGAGCUGAUAUAGACAUCAAAGCUCCCAAAGUGGACAUUAAAGGUCCAGAACUUGACAUUGAAGGCCCUGACGGUAAAAUCAAAGGACCGAAAUUCAAGAUGCCAUCAAUUUCAGGACCAAAGAUCUCCAUGCCCGAUGUGGACUUCAACCUGAAAGGCCCAAAGGUGAAGGGAGAUUUUGAUAUGUCAGGAGACCUUAAAGCUCCCAAAGUGGACAUUAAAGGUCCAGAACUUGAUAUUGAAGGCCCUGAUGGUAAAAUCAAAGGGCCGAAAUUCAAGAUGCCAUCAAUUUCAGGACCAAAGAUCUCCAUGCCCGAUGUGGACUUCAAUCUGAAAGGUCCAAAGAUGAAGGGAGAUUUCGAUUUGUCAGGGCCCAAGAUAGAAGGAGACCUCAAAGCACCCAAAGUAGAGAUAGAAGGGCCAGAUCUUGACAUUGAAGGUUCAGGAGGAUUUAAGAUGCCAAAGAUGAAGAUGCCAUCAUUUGGAUUCAAGGGUCCUAAAUUGGAGGGUCCAGAUGUUGAUGUUAACCUACCAAGAGCUGAUAUAGACAUCAAAGCUCCCAAAGUGGACAUUAAAGGUCCAGAACUUGACAUUGAAGGCCCUGACGGUAAAAUCAAAGGGCCGAAAUUCAAGAUGCCAUCAAUUUCAGGACCAAAGAUCUCCAUGCCCGAUGUGGACUUCAACCUGAAAGGCCCAAAGGUGAAGGGAGAUUUUGAUAUGUCAGGAGACCUUAAAGCACCCAAAGUAGACAUUGAAGGUCCAGAUCUUGACAUUGAAGGUCCAGAUGGAAAAAUCAAAGGGCCGAAAUUCAAGAUGCCAUCAAUUUCAGGACCAAAGAUCUCCAUGCCCGAUGUGGACUUCAACCUAAAAGGUCCAAAGAUGAAGGGAGAUUUCGAUGUGUCAGGGCCCAAGAUAGAAGGAGACCUCAAAGCACCCAAAGUAGACAUAGAGGGGCCAGAUGUUGACAUUGAAGGUUCAGGAGGAUUUAAGAUGCCAAAGAUGAAGAUGCCAUCAUUUGGAUUCAAAGGUCCUAAAUUGGAGGGUCCAGAUGUUGAUGUUAACCUACCAAGAGCUGAUAUAGACAUCAAAGCUCCCAAAGUGGACAUUAAAGGUCCAGAACUUGACAUUGAAGGCCCUGAUGGUAAAAUCAAAGGGCCGAAAUUCAAGAUGCCAUCAAUUUCAGGACCAAAGAUCUCCAUGCCCGAUGUGGACUUCAACCUGAAAGGCCCAAAGGUGAAGGGAGAUUUUGAUAUGUCAGGAGACCUUAAAGCACCCAAAGUAGACAUUGAAGGUCCAGAUCUUGACAUUGAAGGUCCAGAUGGAAAAAUCAAAGGGCCGAAAUUCAAGAUGCCAUCAAUUUCAGGACCAAAGAUCUCCAUGCCCGAUGUGGACUUCAAUCUGAAAGGUCCAAAGAUGAAGGGAGAUUUCGAUUUGUCAGGGCCCAAGAUAGAAGGAGACCUCAAAGCACCCAAAGUAGAGAUAGAAGGGCCAGAUCUUGACAUUGAAGGUUCAGGAGGAUUUAAGAUGCCAAAGAUGAAGAUGCCAUCAUUUGGAUUCAAGGGACCUAAAUUGGAGGGUCCAGAUGUUGAUGUUAACCUACCAAGAGCUGAUAUAGACAUCAAAGCUCCCAAAGUGGACAUUAAAGGUCCAGAACUUGAUAUUGAAGGCCCUGAUGGUAAAAUCAAAGGGCCGAAAUUCAAGAUGCCGUCAAUGUCAGGACCAAAGAUCUCCAUGCCCGAUGUGGACUUCAACCUAAAAGGUCCAAAGAUGAAGGGAGAUUUCGAUGUGUCAGGGCCCAAGAUAGAAGGAGACCUCAAAGCACCCAAAGUAGACAUAGAGGGGCCAGAUGUUGACAUUGAAGGUUCAGGAGGAUUUAAGAUGCCAAAGAUGAAGAUGCCAUCAUUUGGAUUCAAAGGUCCUAAAUUGGAGGGUCCAGAUGUUGAUGUUAACCUACCAAGAGCUGAUAUAGACAUCAAAGCUCCCAAAGUGGACAUUAAAGGUCCAGAACUUGACAUUGAAGGCCCUGACGGUAAAAUCAAAGGGCCGAAAUUCAAGAUGCCAUCAAUGUCAGGACCAAAGAUCUCCAUGCCCGAUGUGGACUUCAACCUGAAAGGCCCAAAGGUGAAGGGAGAUUUUGAUAUGUCAGGAGACCUUAAAGCACCCAAAGUAGACAUUGAAGGUCCAGAUCUUGACAUUGAAGGUCCAGAUGGAAAAAUCAAAGGGCCGAAAUUCAAGAUGCCAUCAAUUUCAGGACCAAAGAUCUCCAUGCCCGAUGUGGACUUCAAUCUGAAAGGUCCAAAGAUGAAGGGAGAUUUCGAUUUGUCAGGGCCCAAGAUAGAAGGAGACCUCAAAGCACCCAAAGUAGACAUAGAGGGGCCAGAUCUUGACAUUGAAGGUUCAGGAGGAUUUAAGAUGCCAAAGAUGAAGAUGCCAUCAUUUGGAUUCAAGGGACCUAAAUUGGAGGGUCCAGAUGUUGAUGUUAACCUACCAAGAGCUGAUAUAGACAUCAAAGCUCCCAAAGUGGACAUUAAAGGUCCAGAACUUGAUAUUGAAGGCCCUGAUGGUAAAAUCAAAGGGCCGAAAUUCAAGAUGCCGUCAAUGUCAGGACCAAAGAUCUCCAUGCCCGAUGUGGACUUCAACCUAAAAGGUCCAAAGAUGAAGGGAGAUUUCGAUGUGUCAGGGCCCAAGAUAGAAGGAGACCUCAAAGCACCCAAAGUAGACAUAGAGGGGCCAGAUGUUGACAUUGAAGGUUCAGGAGGAUUUAAGAUGCCAAAGAUGAAGAUGCCAUCAUUUGGAUUCAAAGGUCCUAAAUUGGAGGGUCCAGAUGUUGAUGUUAACCUACCAAGAGCUGAUAUAGACAUCAAAGCUCCCAAAGUGGACAUUAAAGGUCCAGAACUUGACAUUGAAGGCCCUGACGGUAAAAUCAAAGGGCCGAAAUUCAAGAUGCCAUCAAUGUCAGGACCAAAGAUCUCCAUGCCCGAUGUGGACUUCAACCUGAAAGGCCCAAAGGUGAAGGGAGAUUUUGAUAUGUCAGGAGACCUUAAAGCACCCAAAGUAGACAUUGAAGGUCCAGAUCUUGACAUUGAAGGUCCAGAUGGAAAAAUCAAAGGGCCGAAAUUCAAGAUGGCAUCAAUUUCAGGACCAAAGAUCUCCAUGCCCGAUGUGGACUUCAAUCUGAAAGGUCCAAAGAUGAAGGGAGAUUUCGAUUUGUCAGGGCCCAAGAUAGAAGGAGACCUCAAAGCACCCAAAGUAGACAUAGAGGGGCCAGAUGUUGACAUUGAAGGUUCAGGAGGAUUUAAGAUGCCAAAGUGGAAGAUGCCAUCAUUUGGAUUCAAAGGUCCUAAAUUGGAGGGUCCAGAUGUUGAUGUUAACCUACCAAGAGCUGAUAUAGACGUCAAAGCCCCCAAAGUGGACAUUAAAGGUCCAGAACUUGACAUUGAAGGCCCUGAUGGAAAAAUCAAAGGGCCGAAAUUCAAGAUGCCGUCAAUAUCAGGACCAAAGCUCUCCAUGCCUGAUGUGGACUUUAAUCUGAAAGGCCCAAAGGUGAAGGGAGAUUUUGAUAUGUCAGGAGACCUUAAAGCACCCAAAGUAGACAUUGAAGGUCCAGAUCUUGACAUUGAAGGUCCAGAUGGUAAAAUCAAAGGGCCGAAAUUCAAGAUGCCGUCAAUGUCAGGACCAAAGAUCUCCAUGCCCGAUGUGGACUUUAAUCUGAAAGGUCCAAAGAUGAAGGGAGAUUUCGAUGUGUCAGGGCCCAAGAUAGAAGGAGACCUCAAAGCACCCAAAGUAGAGAUAGAAGGGCCAGAUCUUGACAUUGAAGGUUCAGGAGGAUUUAAGAUGCCAAAGAUGAAAAUGCCAUCAUUUGGAUUCAAAGGUCCUAAAUUGGAGGGUCCAGAUGUUGAUGUUAACCUACCAAGAGCUGAUAUAGACAUCAAAGCUCCCAACGUGGACAUUAAAGGUCCAGAACUUGACAUUGAAGGCCCUGAUGGUAAAAUCAAAGGGCCGAAAUUCAAGAUGCCGUCAAUGUCAGGACCAAAGAUCUCCAUGCCUGAUGUGGACUUCAAUCUGAAAGGUCCAAAGAUAAAGGGAGACGUGGACAUGUCUGUGCCAAUGAUUGAAGGUGACCUGAAAUCACCCAAAGUAGAUAUUGAAGGUCCAGAUGUUGACAUUGAAGGUUCAGGAGGAUUUAAGAUGCCAAAGAUGAAGAUGCCCUCUAUGUCUGGCCCCAAAAUGUCAAUGCCUGAUAUUGAUUUCAAUCUCAAAGGGCCAAAGUUCAAGGGGGGAGUUGAGGGAGAAAUCAGUCCACCCAAAGCUGAAUUUGAUGGAUUGGAUGUCUCAAUUGAGAGUCCUGACAUUACACCAAAGAAGUCUAAGUUCAAAAUGCCAAAGUUUGGAUUCGGAGGGCCAAAAAUCAAGUCUCCUGAGGUUGAUGUAAAUCUAGCAAAAGCAGAUAUUAAUGUAAAAGUACCGAAAGGUAGUGUUUCAGACCUUGAGCUUGAUGUUGGGGCUACCAGCCCUAAGGUCAAAGGAUCCAAAUUCAAAAUGCCAAAAUUUGGAUUCAGAAGCCCGAAGGUAGAGAUACCAGAUAUAGAUAUUAACAUACCUAAAGCUGAUGUCGGCAUUAAGGGACCCAGUGUUGACAUUAAAGUUCCGGAAAUUGACAUUGAAUGCCCUGAUGGCAAAAUCAAGGGCCCAAAAUACAACAUGCCAUCAUUAUCAGGACCAAAGAUCUCUAUGCCUGAUAUGGACUUCAACCUGAAAGGUCCAAAGAUGAAGGGAGAUAUUGAUAUGUCAGGAGACCUCAAAGCACCCAAAGUAGAUAUUGAAGGUCCAGAUGUUGACAUUGAAGGUUCAGGAGGAUUUAAGAUGCCAAAGAUGAAGAUGCCAUCCUUUGGAUUCAAAGGACCCAAACUGGAGGGUCCAGAUGUUGAUCUCAACCUUCCUAAAGCUGACAUUGAUAUUAAGGGGCCCAAUGUUGACAUCAAAGGUCCAGAACUGGACAUUGAAGGCCCAGAUGGUAAAAUCAAAGGGCCAAAAUUCAAGAUGCCAUCCAUAUCUGGACCAAAUAUCUCCAUGCCUGAUAUGGACUUCAACCUGAAAGGUCCAAAGAUGAAGGGAGAUGUUGAUAUGUCAGGAGACCUCAAAGCACCCAAAGUAGACAUUAAAGGUCCAAACGUUGACAUCGAAGGUUCAGGAGGAUUUAAGAUGCCAAAGAUGAAAAUGCCAUCCUUUGGAUUUAAAGGACCUAACCUGGAGGGUGCGGAUGUCGAUCUCAACCUACCUAAAGCUGACAUUAACGUUGAAGGUCCAGAAAUGGACAUUGAAGGCCCAGAUGGUAAAAUCAGAGGGCCAAAAUUCAAGAUGCCUUCAAUGUCAGGACCAAAGAUAUCAAUGCCAGAUAUGGAUUUCAACCUGAAAGGUCCAAAGGGAGACUUUGAUGUGUCAGUCCCCAAGAUCGAAGGAGACUUCAAAGCACCCAAAAUAGACAUUGAAGGUCCAGAUGUUGACAUUGAAGGUUCAGGCGGAUUUAAGAUGCCAAAGAUGAAGAUGCCAUCCUUUGGAUUCAAAGGACCCAAACUGGAGGGGCCAGAUGUUGAUCUCAACCUUCCUAAAGCUGACAUUGAUAUUAAGGGGCCCAAUGUUGACAUCAAAGGUCCAGAACUGGACAUUGAAGGCCCAGAUGGUAAAAUCAAAGGGCCAAAAUUCAAGAUGCCAUCCAUAUCUGGACCAAAUAUCUCCAUGCCUGAUAUGGACUUCAACCUGAAAGGUCCAAAGAUGAAGGGAGAUGUUGAUAUGUCAGGAGACCUCAAAGCACCCAAAGUAGACAUUAAAGGUCCAAACGUUGACAUCGAAGGUUCAGGAGGAUUUAAGAUGCCAAAGAUGAAAAUGCCAUCCUUUGGAUUUAAAGGACCUAACCUGGAGGGUGCGGAUGUCGAUCUCAACCUACCUAAAGCUGACAUUAACGUUGAAGGUCCAGAAAUUGACAUUGAAGGCCCAGAUGGUAAAAUCAGAGGGCCAAAAUUCAAGAUGCCUUCAAUGUCAGGACCAAAGAUAUCAAUGCCAGAUAUGGAUUUCAACCUGAAAGGUCCAAAGGGAGACUUUGAUGUGUCAGUCCCCAAGAUCGAAGGAGACCUCAAAGCACCCAAAAUAGACAUUGAAGGUCCAGAUGUUGACAUUGAAGGUUCAGGAGGAUUUAAGAUGCCAAAGAUGAAGAUGCCGUCCUUUGGAUUCAAAGGAGCUAAAUUGGAGGGUCCAGAUUUUGAUCUCAACCUUCCUAAAGCUGACAUUGAUAUUAAGGGGCCCAAUGUUGACAUCAAAGGUCCAGAACUGGACAUUGAAGGCCCUGAUGGUAAAAUCAAAGGGCCAAAAUUCAAGAUGCCAUCCAUAUCUGGACCAAAGAUCUCCAUGCCUGAUAUGGACUUCAACCUGAAAGGUCCAAAGAUGAAGGGAGAUGUUGAUAUGUCAGGAGACCUCAAAGCACCCAAAGUAGACAUUAAAGGUCCAAACGUUGACAUCGAAGGUUCAAGAGGAUUUAAGAUGCCAAAGAUGAAAAUGCCAUCCUUUGGAUUUAAAGGACCUAACCUGGAGGGUCCAGAUGUCGAUCUCAACCUACCUAAAGCUGACAUUAACGUUGAAGGUCCAGAAAUUGACAUUGAAGGCCCAGAUGGUAAAAUCAGAGGGCCAAAAUUCAAGAUGCCUUCAAUGUCAGGACCAAAGAUAUCAAUGCCAGAUAUGGAUUUCAACCUGAAAGGUCCAAAGGGAGACUUUGAUGUGUCAGUCCCCAAGAUCGAAGGAGACUUCAAAGCACCCAAAAUAGACAUUGAAGGUCCAGAUGUUGACAUUGAAGGUUCAGGCGGAUUUAAGAUGCCAAAGAUGAAGAUGCCAUCCUUUGGAUUCAAAGGACCCAAACUGGAGGGGCCAGAUGUUGAUCUCAACCUUCCUAAAGCUGACAUUGAUAUUAAGGGGCCCAAUGUUGACAUCAAAGGUCCAGAACUGGACAUUGAAGCCUCAGAUGGUAAAAUCAAAGGGCCAAAAUUCAAGAUGCCAUCCAUAUCUGGACCAAAUAUCUCCAUGCCUGAUAUGGACUUCAACCUGAAAGGUCCAAAGAUGAAGGGAGAUGUUGAUAUGUCAGGAGACCUCAAAGCACCCAAAGUAGACAUUAAAGGUCCAAAUGUUGACAUCGAAGGUUCAGGAGGAUUUAAGAUGCCAAAGAUGAAAAUGCCGUCCUUUGGAUUUAAAGGACCUAACCUGGAGGGUGCGGAUGUCGAUCUCAACCUACCUAAAGCUGACAUUAACGUUGAAGGUCCAGAAAUUGACAUUGAAGGCCCAGAUGGUAAAAUCAGAGGGCCAAAAUUCAAGAUGCCUUCAAUGUCAGGACCAAAGAUAUCAAUGCCAGAUAUGGAUUUCAACCUGAAAGGUCCAAAGGGAGACUUUGAUGUGUCAGUCCCCAAGAUCGACGGAGACCUCAAAGCACCCAAAAUAGACAUUGAAGGUCCAGAUGUUGACAUUGAAGGUUCAGGCGGAUUUAAGAUGCCAAAGAUGAAGAUGCCAUCCUUUGGAUUCAAAGGACCCAAACUGGAGGGGCCAGAUGUUGAUCUCAACCUUCCUAAAGCUGACAUUGAUAUUAAGGGGCCCAAUGUUGACAUCAAAGGUCCAGAACUGGACAUUGAAGCCUCAGAUGGUAAAAUCAAAGGGCCAAAAUUCAAGAUGCCAUCCAUAUCUGGACCAAAUAUCUCCAUGCCUGAUAUGGACUUCAACCUGAAAGGUCCAAAGAUGAAGGGAGAUGUUGAUAUGUCAGGAGACCUCAAAGCACCCAAAGUAGACAUUAAAGGUCCAAAUGUUGACAUCGAAGGUUCAGGAGGAUUUAAGAUGCCAAAGAUGAAAAUGCCGUCCUUUGGAUUUAAAGGACCUAACCUGGAGGGUCCAGAUGUCGAUCUCAACCUACCUAAAGCUGACAUUAACGUUGAAGGUCCAGAAAUUGACAUUGAAGGCCCAGAUGGUAAAAUCAGAGGGCCAAAAUUCAAGAUGCCUUCAAUGUCAGGACCAAAGAUAUCAAUGCCAGAUAUGGAUUUCAACCUGAAAGGUCCAAAGGGAGACUUUGAUGUGUCAGUCCCCAAGAUCGAAGGAGACCUCAAAGCACCCAAAAUAGACAUUGAAGGUCCAGAUGUUGACAUUGAAGGUUCAGGAGGAUUUAAGAUGCCAAAGAUGAAGAUGCCGUCCUUUGGAUUCAAAGGACCCAAACUGGAGGGGCCAGAUGUUGAUCUCAACCUUCCUAAAGCUGACAUUGAUAUUAAGGGACCCAAUGUUGACAUCGAAGGUCCAGAUGUUGAAGGUUCAGGCGGAUUUAAGAUGCCAAAGAUGAAGAUGCCGUCCUUUGGAUUCAAAGGACCCAAACUGGAGGGUCCACAUGUCGAUCUUAACCUACCUAAAGCUGACAUUGACAUCAAGGUACCUAGUGUUGACAUUUCACGUACAGAUCUCGACAUCAGAGGUCCUGAUGCAAAGUUGUCAGGUGGUUCCCUUGAUAUGGGAUGUCCCAGUUUCAGUAUUGAAAAACCAGAGAUCAAGUUUCCAAAGUUCAAAGGUCCCACGUUUGGUAUUAAGUCCCCAGAAGUUGAAGGUCCUGAACUGAAUAUUUCUCACAGAAAGACUGAUGUGAAAGCACCCGAGGUUGACCUUAACCUAGGGGAUGCAAAUAUCAAAGGACCUAAAUUCAAUGCACCAAAGAUCCAUAUGGGAGGAAAGAGCCCCAAAUUAGAUGUUAAUUUGCCAGAGGUUGACAGUAGUCUAGAAGCCCCUGAUGUUGACAUUUAUGUCAAAGGAAAGAAAGGCAAAUUCAAACUACCCAAAAUCAAAGGGAAAGCAAAGAAACCUGAUGUUGAUAUUGACCUUGAAACUUCAGGUGUAGAUUUAGAUGUUGACUCUCCUGAUCUUCACCUGAAAGGAGUGAAAGUAAAGAAACCCUUCUUUGGAAAACUUCAUUUCCCCGAUGUGGAAUUUGAUGUAAAAUCUCCCAAAGUUAAAGGUGAUGGCUCUCUGUCUGGUGGCUUGUCAUCUGGGAGCCUACAAGCCAACAUUGGGGGUCCAGAUGUAAACGUGGAAGUCCCAGAUGUAAAAACUAAGUCUAAUAUGAAAUUUCCAGGGAUGAAAGUCAAAGGGCCCCAGGUAAAUGUCCCUGAUGUUGACGUAAAUGUGAACGGGAAAAAUCUGAAAGGAGAGGCAAGCCUCUCAGGAGGUUUUAAAGAUCCUAAGACAGAUAUUGGAGGAGGAGUAGAUGUAGACUCAAAUAUUUCAGGAUACGGUGGACUACAUUUCCCAGAGGGACAUGUAUCAUUCCCCAAAAUCAGUGUUCCAAAGUACCAUGGACCAGAGAUGGGAGUAGAUGUUGAUGCAGGGUUAGAAGCAGGGGCAGGAGCAGGGUUAGCAGUGGGGGGUGGGAAGGUUGAUGUGCAGACUCCUUCGGUUAGUGGUAGAGUUAGUUCUCCGAGCCUGGAGUUGCACAGCCCAGACGUGAAGAACAGUGGUGGUAAAGUGAAUGUGAAGAUGCCAAGGUUCGGUUUUGGCAAGUCAAAAGCAAAGGGAGGUAGUGCAGCGGAACUAAGCUUCCAGGGGCCGGAUGCAGAACUUGGAGCCGGUGGUCGUGGCGGUGUUACGGGCUCCAAAGAGUUGAGUUUAAGUCAUGGGGAGUUAGUAAGUGGCAAGUUGUCAGUAGAGGGAGGAUCUGGGCUUAGUGUGUCCCCUAAGAACAAGUCUGCCUCACUGGAUCUUUUUAAGAAAUCAAGGCAUCGGUCUUCCUCUGUGGCGAGUGACGAGGGAGAUCUGGCUGUGUCUUCCCCCUCAAGUCACUUAAGUGCUGAGGGUGGCGACAUCUCUGUAGAUGUUGGGGGGGCCAAGGUGAAAGGAAAGAAGAGCAAGUCAAAGUUUGGCACCUUUGGUGGUUUUGGCUCAAAGUCGACGGGCUCAUAUGAAGUGACACUGGGUGAAGAUAGUGAAGAGAGAAUAGAGGGAAGUGGUGGUGUAUCUCUCCCCUCUAAAAAGUCGAGAAUCGCCUCCUCUUCCAGCAGCGACAGUGGGUCUAGAGGUGGUUUCCAUUUCCCAAAACUUGAGUUUUCUAUGUCACCAAAGAAAUGAAUGAAUUGUUGAGGCUAAUUAUAAACUCUCUCAUAUGCUACCCAAUUAUCUUCUCCGUAUACACAACAGCCCUAUCUGCUCAAGAAUUUAAAACUUGACAGAUGAGUUCACAUCUCAUCUCAAUGUAACAUUACAUGUGUGUUAUUCCCUUUGGACUUUCUCCACACAUUUUACUUAUUACAUAUGGGGUACAUGACAUUGUUCAGACUACAAUUUAACUGUAAAUAAGAUGAAUCUGUAUUGUAAUAUUAAGUAUUGUCUUUUGUACAUAGUCAAAAUUUAUUGAACAUAAAUCUCACCAAAUUCAUACCAAUAGUGCCUGUUUAGUCCCACUGUUGUAAUGCAUUAUUGUAUUGUAUUAUUCUGUUAAAAUGCAUUUUGUCAAGAUUAGGUAUUUUUAUAUCCAGGGUUCUAUUGCACAAAAAAUAGUAUAGAUUCAAUUGUUAUUUUUAAGAAAAGCAUGUUUAUACACACAGCAAAAACCAACAACCGUUAUAACUACUUUUUCGUUUUUAUGUAUGAAACGAUUAACUUUUGUUUUUGAAACUUUGGAUAUGUAAUCGUUGCAGAAACGUAUUUACUCAACAUAAAGCCGUCCCUGUAUACCAAUGCAAUUAGAGACCAUAAUUGCAAAUAAAAACAAUGUUUCUGUUUACUAAUGAACUCUAUUUACUGUUGUUAUUCAUCUUUGAGAGAGAGCAGGCAUUUAAUUAUUAUGAUUUUUUUUUAACAUCCAAUUUGAUUAUUACAGUUCGUCCCUUUUCGCUUCAAAACCUUUCAUUUGAAUUCUGCUCAAACGCCAAAAUGGAAGGUGCACAUUGGAAAAUAGUACACCAUAUGCUGAUGAAUCCAUUUGUAUUUUUGUACAAUCAAGAUAUUUAGAAAUGUAAAGAAACAAAUCAGGCUUUUUUAUGGAGACAUUCUCUCUCUCACCAUCUCUCUAUUUCUCUCCCUCACUGUCUACCUUAAUGCAAGUCUCUAGUGUUUGGUUAUACUAAAGAAAAUGUAUGACUAUCAUGAAUAAAGAGUCACGCUAUAUUUUUUACCUGUAUAGCAAAAUAAAUAUCUGCAAUGUUAAUAACAGAGAAAGAAAAAAAGAUGUCAUUUGCUUUUCUUUGAUGGAGUUUUUAAUUAAUUUGCUUCUAUUGUGUUUCAUGUGUUUCAUUCUGCAAAAUAAAUCAAAUAAACGGUUAACGUACCAA